AAACUUUCAUUGCGGAAACUGUAGUCCAUUAACAGAAGGGAGUGGAUUCACUUGGAAUAUCUCAAACAGAUGGUGAAACAUGCCGAAGCUCUACAUUCGUGCCCUGAGCCUGGUAAUAUGCAUCCCAGCCAUCCUGUGCGCUGUUACCACAGAGGGACAGUAUUCAGUCCUGGAGGGCCAAACUGUUGUCAUACCGUGUCACUACGAGCCCCAGUAUGAACACUAUGUAAAAUAUUGGUGUCGGGGGACGACGAGGGAGUUCUGCACCAGCUUAGCCCGAACAGAUUACCUCCAAGCAUCCGAUGCAGCCAAGGAUAAAGCGAGCAUUUCUGAUGACAUGGACCAACUGGUAUUCACUGUGACCAUGAAAAACGUGAAGACAGGGGACACUGGGUGGUACAUAUGUGGUGUGGAGAUAGGCAGUAUAUGGAGUGCUGAUGUUGUCACUUUCUCAAACAUCAGGGUCAUUGAUGGUAUGUCUGUGGUGAACACCCAAGUGACUGGGGAAGAAGGGGGAAGUGUCACAGUUGAAUGCCUCUACAGUGAGAGAUACAGAGAAAGCAGAAAGAAGUGGUGUCGGAGUGGAGACUGGAGCUCCUGUCGGCUGACAGAUUCUGGAGCGAGCUACGAAGAUGCUUCAGUGGCCAUCAUUGAUGACAGAACUAGGACUUACUCUGUAACCCUAAAGAAGCUGCAGCUGAGAGAUGCCGGCUGGUACACUUGCUCUGCAGGAAAGCACAAGAUUUCCGUGCAAGUGCUGGUGACGUCUCGACCCAAAGAUACGCUGCCUGUGACAUCCACACCUGCGCCAACUAAGUGUAAUGCCUACGUGCCUGCCAAACCCAUCAGCAAGGAGUCCACUCGUAGUCACCACUUGGAGUCUUGGCUGAUGUGCUCUGCUAUAGUCCUCCUCCUCGGAGUAGCCAUAUUUGGGAGGAAGUUAUGGAAAGUGCACAAUCCUAAAUAUCAAUUUAUAGAGCAGGGAUCUGCCCCCACACAAAGCAAGGACAACAAAUCAAAGUCAAAUAAAUGUCCAUGGGAUGUAAGCGACCAGCAGGACACCACAGUCGUUUUCCUAAACAGGGAUGAUAAGAGGGAUGACGCCUUUCUGUACUGAGCUCCGUCAGUGCAGUGUUUGAUGACACUCUGCAAGUGACAAUAAAUCCAUAUAUGCAUGACUCUAUAUCCAGUGCCUUUUAUAUCGUAUACCAACACAUUGAAAACAAUUAUAAUGUUUAUUUUCUGCUUUCAUUACACAACUGAAACAGGCUGCAGAUCGUAACAGAGAGCUGUUACUUUUAAUUGCCAACACUGAAACCAUGUAGUCUUUCAUUUGUAAGGAUGAGCCCCGUGAAUAACUCCACAGACUGUUGGAUGAAGGCAUUUGGGGAUUUGAGUAAACGGGUGGGGUUUAUAGCUACACGACAGGGGGAAUGUUUAAUUCAAAGUUUAUGUUUUAAAAUAAAUUCAGAUUUCAAUUAUGA
Molecule: messenger RNA, 1484 nt
Organism: Labrus bergylta (ballan wrasse)
Lineage: Eukaryota; Metazoa; Chordata; Actinopteri; Labriformes; Labridae
Gene: pigr
Product: polymeric immunoglobulin receptor
Cellular component (GO): plasma membrane
Molecular function (GO): transmembrane signaling receptor activity
Source: RefSeq, a predicted model, not a curated record